AUGGCAUCUACUUCAACACGGAAACACUGCGCAAAUAAUGAUGGUUGUAAACAAACUGGUGUUGCUUACUGUGAAGGUUGCACACGAUCAUUUUGCGGCAUACAUUUUAAUGAUCAUCGUCGUGCACUGAGUGAAGAACUAAACGUCAUUUUCAGUGACUGUAAUGAGAUCAAGGAUACAUUGAAUCAACAAAUAACAACAUAUGACUCUCAUCCAUUAAUAAAAGAAAUUAAUGAUUGGGAAAAACAAUCCAUUGCCAAUAUUCAACAACGAGCAAAGGAAUUACGACAACAAUUACUUCAAUUGACAACUGACUAUAGAAAUAAACUAUCAGAAAAACUUCAACAACUAUCCGAACAAUCAAACGAUGCUCGAGAACAUGAUAGUUUUAGCGAGACAGAUCUAUAUCAAUGGAAGAAAACUCUAGAAGAUUUAAAAACCAAUCUUAUUUCAUCGUCUAUGUUUUGUAUUAGUCAGCAUGAACAUUUUCCAGGAUUGAAAAAUAUUUCUUUUAUCAUGGCAAUGACAAAUGAGUUAUUUGAUCAAACAUCAGAUAAUACAGCUCAAAUUGGGCAAAAUGGACAGGUAGUAACUUGUGAUACAUCAAGAAAUCAUCGAGAGAUCCGUGGUAAAAUUAAAUACACUUCAGGAGUUCACAAAAUUCGUCUAUACGUAGAACACUCAGUAGAUGAUUGGAUGCUUUUGGGAAUAAACUCAGAAUCAACACCUCUACAACGUCAAUCAUACAAUUCUGCGUCCACCUAUGGCUGGUCCAGCGACAACAGUAUUUGGUUGAAUGGACAAAGGAAUCAAAAUAACUUGAAUAAUGCUAUUGAAAUGAAAAAGAAUGACAUAGUGAGUUUAAUCCUUGAUUGUGACAUGCGAACAAUUAUGAUGACCAAUGAACGAACAAAUAAGAAACAUGAAUUGCCUGUAAAUACUGCUCAUUGUCCAUUUCCUUGGCAACUUCAUCUUAAUCUAUUUGAAGCGAAUAGUUGUGUACGCAUUUUAUCAACUUAG
Molecule: messenger RNA, 1020 nt
Organism: Rotaria sordida
Lineage: Eukaryota; Metazoa; Rotifera; Eurotatoria; Philodinida; Philodinidae
Source: the annotation of a GenBank genome assembly